Molecule: messenger RNA, 195 nt
Organism: Penicillium manginii
Lineage: Eukaryota; Fungi; Ascomycota; Eurotiomycetes; Eurotiales; Aspergillaceae
Exons: 1
Coding region: 1-195 (64 amino acids)
Source: RefSeq, a predicted model, not a curated record
AUGGAGUGGAGAUCAAAGGAGGCUGAAGAGCUCUACAAGACAAGUGCACAAUGGGGGUGGGAGGAGGAAGGCAAAACCCGCAAGCCAAAACUACUUCUGAACACUUUUAUUGAUCACCUGAAGAGCAUUGGAAUGAUUGGCUAUGAGACAUGGCAUGCUGACUUUCUGGAAUUCCAACCGCCGCUCGGUAUUUAA